AUGGCAUCAAUUGACUAUUAUCGUAUACUGAACGUCGCUAGAACUGCAUCGUCCAAGGAGAUUAAAGCUGCUUACUUUCAACUCGCCAAGUCUCUUCAUCCAGACGUGACUGGUAACGACAAGGCUAAGGCCGAGCGCUUUAAGCACGUGUGUGAAGCUCAUUCGGUCCUCUCGGACGUUCAAAGACGACGUGAAUACGACGCUUCCCGUCCAUUCGAGAGCUUUCGGUCACAUGAUACAUCAGGAAAGACACAGCAUCCAUACGCUGCCACUGGAGGCGCACCAGACGUUCGGACGUAUCCGUUCUAUGGUAUUGAUGAAGACAUUUGGCUAGCACAUCAUUAUGGACCAGAGGCUGCUCGACGUAAUGGAAUGCCACCGCGGUAUUAUGGCAUGGACGUCGUUGAAGAAAAGCUCGAGCAACAACGUGAAUACAUUCGUCGUCGGCAACGCCACUAUAAACUCAGUCGGACGUCUGGGUAUUUCUUACGACGUGAAGCUCGAUUGAAGAAACAGGAAGAAGCAGAAGCAGAAGCGAGAAAUGAAGAAGACAAGCCUAAAGAUAGCUGUGUCAUCUCUUGA
Molecule: messenger RNA, 582 nt
Organism: Peronospora belbahrii
Lineage: Eukaryota; Oomycota; Peronosporomycetes; Peronosporales; Peronosporaceae
Source: the annotation of a GenBank genome assembly